This is a messenger RNA of Peronospora matthiolae, 1095 nucleotides long. The record is from the annotation of a GenBank genome assembly. Lineage: Eukaryota; Oomycota; Peronosporomycetes; Peronosporales; Peronosporaceae.
AUGGCACGUUUGUUACAACCUGAUGCUGAAGGGUUCGCCAUUGCAGCGGAGCAAUUGCGUCUCGGAAACUUGAUUGCGUUCCCUACUGAGACUGUCUACGGUUUGGGGGCCAACGCUUUGAAUCCAAAGGCCGUGCUGUCAAUUUUUACUGCCAAAGCACGUCCGCUCACGGAUCCGUUGAUUGUGCACGUUCCAGCACUAGAAGACGCAGUGAAGCUCGUGGACUUGACACCGAUGGGUUGUCAAGUUUUCCAUUGUCUCGGCAGAGCUUUCUGGCCUGGACCCUUGACUCUGAUUGCCAAAGCGAUUUCAGAUUUACCACUUACCUUGUCAGCCAAUACGGGGUUCGUCGGGCUUCGGUGUCCGGAACAUCCCGUUGCACAGGCACUUUUGAAAGCAGCCAAGGUCCCAGUGGCCGCUCCAAGUGCAAAUCGAUUUGGUCACGUGAGUCCGACAACCGCCCAGCACGUUCUGGAUGAUUUAGGCUCUUGUGGAAACUUGAGUAUCUUGGAAGCAAAUGACGAAGGGUGCUGUAAAGUCGGUAUUGAGUCGACCGUGGUGAAAAUCGUGCCAGAGGAGCACAAGCUCAUUGUGUUUCGACGUGGGGGUGUAUCGGAGUUAAUGCUGAAACAGGUGCUUCGGGAGAAUGCUGAAUUGCUUGGCGGGCAGUAUGAAGUAGUGACGAUUCAGGAGGAAGCCACGCUGCAGACGAAGGAGGCACAACAAGCACCUGGUCAGAUGAUUACGCACUACGCACCGGACGUCGAUACGUAUUUGUACCAGGCUGACGCGUCUGAGAAAAUGGACGCGUCGAGUGCACAGGAUAUCAGCCGGUGGGUAGUCAUUGAUUUCCAUAGCAAGUUGGUUGGCUUGAAGAACCGCGUGAGAGCUUACCUUGAUCUUUCGCCAACGGGCGAUGUAGUUGAGGCUUCGCAACGCAUUUUUGACUCGUUGCGCUGGUCGGAAAAUGUCGAGGGCGUCGAGCGCAUUGUGAUCACAGGAGUGGCUUCCGAGUCUCAUCAGCAGGCUGCCGCACUGCAUGACCGUAUGUAUCGAGCAGCGUCAGGCAAGCUACGUGCUCUCCACUUAUCAUGA